Messenger RNA from Telopea speciosissima, 1911 nucleotides. RefSeq lists its product as uncharacterized. Lineage: Eukaryota; Viridiplantae; Streptophyta; Magnoliopsida; Proteales; Proteaceae. Gene Ontology annotation, molecular function: catalytic activity. The record is from RefSeq and is a predicted model, not a curated record. The coding region runs from base 1 to 1911 and encodes 636 amino acids. The transcript has 4 exons.
AUGGAAACCAAAAGCAAGGAACGGAAAAUUCUUUCUCUAAGCAGGAAAUUAGCUAUAGAACAUUAUCUGUGUGUUGAGCCUCAAGGUGCUUCAGGGGGUCUAGCCAUGUUGUGGAAUUCAAAGUUUCAGGUCCAGAACUUAUCAGCUAAUAAUAGAAUUAUGGAUUUCCAUGCCUCCAGCAACCAUAUGAACCCAUUUUUCCUAACCAGUGUGUAUGGUGAUCCAAUCCCAGCUCUUCGGCAGGCCGUGUGGAACAAAUUGGAAUCAAUAGGUGCCAACCGUAAUGAGAGGUGGAUUUGUUUUGGUGACUUUAACUCAUAUGUUUCAUGGCAUAAGAAGUCUGGAGGGAGAACUACCAUUACUAAGGAUGUUACACAGUUUAGAGAGAUGCUCAACUCUUGCCAUCUUAUGGAUCUUGGGGCGCAUGGGCCCAGGUACACUUGGAGAAACAAUCGAGCAGGCCCGACUGGAAUCCAAAUACGUCUUGAUAGGGUGCUAUCUAACUCGGCUUGGCGCCUGGAGCAUGAAGAUGCAGUGGUUUUCGUUAAACCGGAGAUUGGCUCUGACCAUAAUCCCAUCAUUAUCGAUACGGAAGGAAAUGCGACGCAUGGCCCUCGCUCUUUUCACUUCGAAGCAAUGUGUCUUCGGCACUCUGGAUGCUCAGGGGUGGCGGCAAAGGCUUGGUCAAUUACUCCUACUGGUACUGUAGAUCACCGGCUGAAGGAGAAAAUUGUGAACUGCAAACCGACGUUUCAGAAGUGGAAUAAGGAGACGUUUGGAAAUGUGCAUCAGAAAAUUAAUUCCCUCAUGAAGGAUCUCGAGAUACUCCAGGAUGGUGAAGCUGGUAGUACGAAUCAAGUCAGAGAGAAGGAGAUCAUAUCUGCUUCAGAAGAAGAAUUGUCCAGGCAGGAGAUUAUGUUCCAACAAAAAUCGAGAAUAGAGUGGACAAUGGACAAGAAUGGAGCAGGAAUUAGUACUGAACCUAUGGUGGACUCUACUCUCAAUGCUGCGUUGUGCGAAAUUCCAUCUCCAGAUGAAAUUAAGAAAGCUAUAUUUUCUAUGGGGCCCCUUAAGGCGCCUGGGCCUGAUGGAUUGCCACCUAUUUUCUACCAAAAGUUCUGGGAGGUCACUUACUCAGAGGUGGUGGACUUUGUCAUUGAGUUCCUUACUCACAACCGGCGUCCAGAGGCCAUGAAUGAUACUUUCAUAUGCUUAAUUCCUAAAUGCCCAAAUCCUGAGACUGUGGACCAAUUUCGGCCAAUUACCAGUGGGCAGGCCGUUAACUGUGAAAAGUCCAUCUUAACUUUUAGUCCAAAUACCCCUCCCAAGAUUAAGCGCUGGUUCUCUAAGAUCCUAAAGAUCAAGCAUGGGGCAGGGCCACAGAAAUAUCUCGGCCUUCCUACUCUUCUUGGGUUAUCAAAGGUUCAGGCGUUUCGAGAGAUUGGUGCUAAGACUGCUAAAUGCCUACAAGGGUGGAAACAUCAGUUGCUUUCUCAAGCUGGAAAAGAAGUAUUGAUCAAGUCUGUCGCCCUCUUAAUGAAUAAUUUUGUAGCGGCACACUUCAAACUUUCGAAGGCACACCAUGGCAAUGGAGAGCAAAUCCAUAAAUGGGCCGAUAAUUGGAUACCUGGAAAUCCAAGUUUUAAGAUUCAAUACCCUCGGCUGGAGGAUUACGAAUUUGAUCGAGUGUCUCAGUUAAUUGAUGUCUCAAAUAUGAGGUGGAAGUUUGAAAUUAUGCAAGACAUUUUCCACCCCUUUGAUCUUGCAGCCAUUAAGCAAAUUCAUCUUCCACUCUUCCCGAGAGAAGAUCGCCAAGUUUGGACUGGGCCACGUAAUGGAAAGUUCACGGUUAAGUCUGCUUAUGAGGUGAUUUGUAUGGCUCAGCGUAGUGAUGACCAAGCUCAGCCAUAG